This is a messenger RNA of Engraulis encrasicolus (European anchovy), 921 nucleotides long. Its product is annotated as VPS10 domain-containing receptor SorCS1-like. Lineage: Eukaryota; Metazoa; Chordata; Actinopteri; Clupeiformes; Engraulidae. Gene Ontology annotation, biological process: post-Golgi vesicle-mediated transport. The transcript is spliced from 10 exons. The record is from RefSeq and is a predicted model, not a curated record. Gene Ontology annotation, molecular function: protein binding. Bases 1 to 921 code for a protein of 306 amino acids. Gene Ontology annotation, cellular component: membrane; Golgi apparatus.
AUGUGUGUGAUUCUGAUGCUGACGAAACUCUACGACUUUAAUCUGGGCAGUGUGACGGAAAGCUCCCUCUGGCGGUCAACAGACUACGGCACCACUUAUGAGAAGCUGAAUGAGAAACUGGGAGUGAAGACGAUCCUGAGCUACCUGUACGUCAGCCCCAACAACAAGCGCAAGAUUAUGCUGCUAACUGACCCAGAAGUGGAGAACAGCCUCCUGAUCAGCACGGAUGAGGGGGCCACCUACCAGAAGUACCGCCUCAGCUUCUACGUGCUCAGCCUACUCUUCCACCCAGAGCAGGAGGACUGGAUACUGGCCUACGGUCACGACCAGAAGUUGUACAGUUCUACGGAGUUUGGCAGGAGAUGGCAGCUGGUGCAUGAGCGAGUUGCUCCCAAUCGAUUCUACUGGUCCAAGAUGGGCGUUGACAAAGAGGCAGGCCUCAUUCACCUGGAGACCAGUGUCUCUGACACACAGGCCCUGUACGUCACCUGCAAGCUGCAGAACUGCUCCGAGGGCAACAAGGGGAGGCCCUUUCCCGGCCACAUCGACCCCAACACUUUGGUGGUGCAGGACGAGUAUGUGUUUGUUCAGGUCACCACGGGUGGCAGGACCAUCUAUUACGUCUCCUCCCAGCGAGACGUCUUCACCCCUAUGAAGCUCCCCAAAUACACCCUGCCUAAGGACCUGCAUGUGAUCAGUACAGAUGAGAAGCGCGUUGUGGCAGCAGUGCAGGAGUGGAACCAGAAUGACACCUUCAACCUCUACGUGUCUGAGUCUGGAGGAGUCCUCUACACACUGGCCCUGGAGAACGUCAUGAGCAGUAUGGGACCAGAGGGAAACAUCAUGAUCGAACUCUAUGAGCACGAGACACUUCUGAUUGAGGUCACAAAUCACCAAACUGUGGCCGUGUCGGAUAGCUAG